Lodderomyces margitis is the source of this 1863-nucleotide messenger RNA. RefSeq names its product GTP-Rho binding exocyst subunit (gene EXO70). Lineage: Eukaryota; Fungi; Ascomycota; Pichiomycetes; Serinales; Debaryomycetaceae. The transcript has a single exon. The coding region runs from base 1 to 1863 and encodes 620 amino acids. Gene Ontology annotation, molecular function: phosphatidylinositol-4,5-bisphosphate binding. Gene Ontology annotation, biological process: exocytosis. The record is from RefSeq and is a predicted model, not a curated record. Gene Ontology annotation, cellular component: exocyst.
AUGACGUACAAGGUGGAUGUGGAUGAGGCUGACGUGGCUGUCCUCAAUCAAAACUUGGUCAAAUCUAAAGCUCUUUUCGAAAGUAUAAACCAAUCGCUCACCAAAAUCUCCACCAAAUCACAAGCAGCCCACACGACGAUUAAACCAGUAUUGGGACAAGUCAAUAAACUCACAUCGGCCAAACGAGAAGUUGAUGGUGGAUUGAAUCUCUUGUCUGAAGUGAGUCAAAGUGUUUCCCAAAUCAACAAUUUUGAAAAUGCCUUAAAUAAUAAUAUCGAAGUUAUUGGGUUGUUGAAAUAUGUCAACACUUUAAAUCAAUCACAAGAGUUGUAUGGUCGUAUCAAACCGAAAUUCAAACAAUUUAAAGGGAUAUUGUACAAUUUCCAAAAUGUGAUCGAAAGAAGUGAAUUAAAAGUACAAAAUUACGUUGAUGCCGUGCUCAAUUUAGAAACGAAUAAAAUGACGGAUAAAAAACAUGAAGUUAAGGUAAUUUUCGAAUACUUUAAUCAGCAGGGUAAGGAGCAACACAUUGUUAAUAAAUAUGUUGACAAGCGCGGUAAUAAAAUCAUUCAGCAUUUGAAAAUUGUUGAACAUAAUCUCAAGCCAACGAGGAUUUUUGAUGGUCCUUAUGAAAAGGGCACUAAGACGUACAACAAAUUCACCGAGGUGGUGCUUGACACAUUGAAAGAUGAAGUGCUUGUAUUGAAACAGUGUUCAUUGCCACUGGGUCUAAUUGGACAAAUUCUGGAGUAUGCUAUACGAGAAUAUAAUCAAGUUGUGCAAUCAUUAGCCACGCAAUUGAGUACGUCACUAGGUUCCAACACUGACAAUUUUCUCAUUCUCUUGGAGGUUAUCGACAACUUGAUGCGAGUCGAUUAUCAGUUGCAAAAUCGAUAUGUGAUUAAAAACAGUUCAUUUGGCAAGAUUCUUGAUCAAUUUAUUUUGAUUGGUGGAUCGAUAUUUCCUACAUGUAUUCGAUCAACCGAAGCACAAUUUGCACACAUUACUCAAUUCAAUAACGCUACAACGCUUGCUGUUACCAGCACUUCAAUAACUCUUGCAAGAAAAAUGUGUGAGUUUAGACAGUCACUUUUGAAAUUGAUUCAAACGCGCAAACCAGGCGAUUGGAUCCUGGAGUCGCCGCCAUUGCAGUACAUCUCGGUGUUCAACUCAAUCAUCACAAACACUACAUUUGAUGACAAGUCACCCGAGUUUUUAUUAUCGUCGUAUUUCGCCGAUAUCAUUGACUGUAUUUUGAUUAACAUUGAAAUCGGAUUAAAAAAGCCGACCGGAGAGCACCCCAUGAAGAAGUCAUCGCAAGGGUUUAUCCUUUUACGAAGCUUGUACAUUGGUGAACAAAUCAUUAAUCGAUCUAACGACUUGUUUCAAGUUCUUGGCUCAAAUGGACAAGAACGAAUUAACAAGUUGAGAAACCGAUUCCUUAAAUUAUUCCUUGAAGAUUGGAGCUAUGCUUCAUAUAUCAUUAUUGAACGAAUGACCCUUAUUGCCACGCAAUCAGGUCAAGCCACCGGUGGUUCUGGUGGCGGUGCCAAUCCCAACAUGUCAAUUGGUACUGGUGGCGGCCAAGCAACCAAUUUGACCAACAAGGAACGAGAGCAAGUGAAGGAGUUGUUUAAAAAGUUUAACGAAUCGUUUGAAGAAGCAUUGACAAAUUAUCGUGCUCUAGAGUUUGGCGAUUCGAGUCUUCAAAACAUGCUUGGUAAUGAAGUCAAGAAGAUGAUUUUGAAUGCGUAUUUCAAAUUGUAUGACAAGUACGGUAAUUCAGACUUUACCAAGAAUAGACUGAAGUAUAUCAAGUGGGAUAAGUUGCAAUUUGAAAGGUUGCUCAAUGAAAAGUUGUAA